AUGGGUUGCUCUUACUCAUGUGCCUUAUUUGAGAAAUUUGCCACCUUUUUGGAAUGGCUAGUCAAGUAUCGGUCCAAACUAGAGUCUGUUGUACAUUAUUUAGAUGAUUUUUUGUUUGGUGGGGCUAAGGAUAAUAACGAUUGUACCAAGCUAAUGCAGGAAUUUUCAGGUAUUGCUUAUGAGUUGGGGGUUCCUUUAGCAGAGGAAAAAACCAUUGGUCCCUCCCACAUUCUGACUUUUCUUGGCUAUGAACUGAAUACCCUAGAAUUUACCAUUCGGAUUCCAGUGCGGAAAUUAGAGGAAUUUAAGUCCUUGCUCAUGGGGCUACUUGGUUUGGGGAAAACAACCUUAAAACACCUUCAGUCAGUUGUAGGAGUCUUGAAUUUCUUUUCCAGAGCCAUCCCCUCAGCCCGAGCGUUCAAUAGGCGUUUUUAUGAUGCUAUGGCUGGUGCUUCAAAGCCCAGUCAUCACAUAAGGUUAUCUCAGGGUAUUAAGGAUGACAUCAGAGUCUGGCUAACAUUUCUAGAAUUUUUCAAUGGUUGUUCCUACUUCCCAGAUUCCUUCAGGUUAAGUGAUUCCCAUCUCCAGUUGUAUACAGACAGCGCAGGUCAGUCAAACUUGGGCUGUGGGGCUGUUUUGCAGGCACAUUGGGCCUUUUUCCAAUGGCCUAAAGCUUGGGGUAACUCAGAUGUUAUGAGGGACUUGACCUUUUAA
Messenger RNA from Pecten maximus, 714 nucleotides. RefSeq lists its product as uncharacterized. Lineage: Eukaryota; Metazoa; Mollusca; Bivalvia; Pectinida; Pectinidae. The record is from RefSeq and is a predicted model, not a curated record. The transcript has a single exon. The coding region runs from base 1 to 714 and encodes 237 amino acids.